GGGAAGACAUGGAGCGCUAUGGACACAGUCUACACGAAUCAAGUAGGAAUCUCAACUAAAGACAUAAAUAUUUCUCCAGUUAGGAAACAGACGAUUUGAGAGACUGAGAGGAAAGAAAGGGUGGCCCGGUUGAGGAUGGAGUGUGCAUUUGACGCACAGAAUCUGAUCUCCAUUUCUUUGAGGAAAAUCCAAAGCUCCAGGACGCAGAGAGGAGGCAUCAAGCUCCACAAGAACUUACUGGUAACGUACGUACUGAGAAACGCCAGGCAGUUUUAUAUGAGCAAAAACUUGUCGCAAACGCAGAGGACGCAUCAGUAUGAGGACGUAGCUGCGGUCCGCGAAAGGCAAGAAUACCUUGAAUUGACUGGGAGCUUCACGGAGUUGGCCGAUGACUUCUACUGCAACUUUACUGGGGUUGAGUCGGACACUUGGCACUGCGGAGCGCACCAGCCCCACGGCCAGCCUGCAGAGGUGGCGCACCAAGACGCAUCUGCCUGCGCAAUGGUCUCACCAAAUGACUCUGAGCUCAUGGUGUCGGAAGCCUGUUGGAGUUGUGCAGACAAAUCCUCCUGGGAGUUACCUAUCCCAAACACACAAGCCAACCAAAAGACUGUCCUGGACUUGGACACGCAUGUUGUGACUACUGUCACGAAUGGAUACUUCCACUCAGACUGUUGCGCGCAGCCAAAACAGCCGCAGGGCGCGCAGUGCUACACGAAAAAGCGAAAGAUGGACACAAGUUAUCAUAUUGUUGAUCCAGAGUUUUAUUUGCCAGACUUUGGGCCAGUGCCAUGCAAAAGAAUGAGGACUGAUGAUGAAUCAUAUUCAGACUCGGACCAGUUGGACAGCACAAACAUCUCCAACCUGAUCUCAGUGUUGGGUCCAGGUGGACUAUCUGAGUUUGUGAGUUGGCAGCAGACGGACCUUGAGCAAAUAUUCGCCGCUCAAACAAUUUGUUUAAAACAUACACUGUUGACAGGCAGCGGGUGGACCAGAGCAAUCGAAGCAUUUUGAUUUGUAUGAUUGUUUUUCUUUGUAUCGCUUUAUUUUAUUGCUUUCAAAUAAACCAUGACACGACUGCAAUUCUCUCUCUCCUCUGUUAUUGAAAAAUGUUGAUGAAAUGUGAUUAUAUAGAGCAGUCAUAUUCAUCUCGGAUUAAUUUUGCACCUGAACAUUUCCAGUGUCAAUUGAUAUAAUUUCUCCACACAGUAUAGAUUAAUGGUACCCUUGCAUUUAAAUCUUAUUUUCUGGUGAUUCGUUGGAGGGUACUGGAGUCUGCCUUUGGGUUGUAUUUCCUGAAGAAAUGAGUUUGACGCUGUUUCUCUGGAAGGAUGUUUGACGAGCUCCAUCAUGUGGCUAGUAAAGAUCUGUGCAGCCUCAUGCACCAGACCAACGCGGAAUAUCAUUCUGUAAAUGUAU
Xiphias gladius (swordfish) is the source of this 1419-nucleotide messenger RNA. RefSeq names its product immediate early response gene 5-like protein. The transcript has a single exon. Lineage: Eukaryota; Metazoa; Chordata; Actinopteri; Istiophoriformes; Xiphiidae. The coding region runs from base 136 to 1014 and encodes 292 amino acids. The record is from RefSeq and is a predicted model, not a curated record.